UGAGGGUAAGUUAAGUCUCCUUUAAGGGCGAUUCCUGCUUUGUCAGGGGCUACUACUAUUAGCAGGCAGAGGGAACAAUCGCAGAAGAGAUUGGGGUAAACUCCAGUAUUAGGCACAGAGGUAGAUCCUGGGGUGGGUGGGAGUGGAGAAGGGAUGAGUAGCCCUCCUGUCCUUCCCUCAGGGAAAUUCUUCCUUAGUAAACAGGACAGUUACCCUUUGGUGAGCAUGGUCGUAUAUGGGAAGAUUAAGUCUAGGUGUGUAUGAUCUGGUUGAAUCUUUGUAACAGUGAGGUUGGUUCAUCGUGAUCAUCCUCAUUUUGAAGAUGAGCAGAUCUAGACUCCAUAAAUCCUCUUGAGUGAGGUCACACAGGGAGUAAGUGAGGGAGCUGGGAUGUGAACUUUCUCCUCGCCCCCCCUUCAUUGACUGGCCUAGAUCACCCUGGGAGUCAAGUGCGGGCCAGCCUUAGCAGGAGGUGAGUGCUGAGACUGGCAUCAGCAGUGGACACACUGAUGACAUUGGCGGGUUCUGAUAUCAGCAUCAGGUAUGGCCAGGGAGGGAAAGGCAUCGUGUUGGCUUUGGGACUGCCCCCAGGUAUAUGCGAGGAUGGGAAACAAGUUGGCACUGAACUUGACACCAGGAGAAUAUUGAAGUCAUGUUUGGUGCCAAGAGGGCUCUGUGUGUUGUCUCAGGUGUCAUUGAGAGCAUAAGAGUGUCCUGCUUCAGGAGGGCAUAAGAGUGGCACCAUAUAGGGUCUGAGGUUGGUUCCAGUGGGCUCUGACAUGAACAUGAGACAGGUGCUCAUAUUGGUCCUAUGUGGGUCUGAGAUGAGCCUCAGCCAGACCCUGAGAGGGGCCCCAGAUGGCCACAGGACAGGCUCUGAUGGUUGGACCACUUAGGGUUGCACCUGUCCUCUGGGUCACCAACUUUGGACAAGUGGAGGUCGGUGAGGUUGGCACCCCCAGGACUGACAUCUUGCUCAAAGUGUUCUAGGAUGCUGAGCUCUGAGACCUGUGUGGAGGGAACAAAGGUCAGAGAACAAGGCAGAGAGAGGAAAGUAGUUUGUUGAUUUUGGAGGGGAAGAGGUGGGAAGGAAGAUUAGCACCAGCUUGGCAGAUAUCAAUCGCUCGAAUCCUGUUCACCAGCCUGCACCUGGGCCUGGCUCCUCCUUUUCCUUCUUGUUUCUUAAAAAGGUGGGAGACAGAAAUCUGGGGAGUUUGUUUCUCAGUGGAGUUGGCACUAGGAAGUGCACUGCGUGAUCAGCAGGUUGCCAUGACCUGGCCAGGGAGGGGAUGGGGAGAGACAGUUUGGGAGAACUCUAGUAUUUGUGGACAUAGAGGUCAAUGAAUUUUGGACUUGUUGAUUACCCUGGAGCAUGGAGUGAGAGAAUGGUGUCUGAAAUCAUGUGGGAGGAACUUGUCCCAGUGGGCAGUGUCUUGGGAACAGGCUUUCAGAGUGAGUUAGUGGAAAACCCAGGAAGAUCCCUUUCCUUUGCUUGGCCUCAGUUUCCUUUUCUGGAUGGAUGGUACAAUGAUUAAGGCCUGGAUUGGAAUCCUAACCUUAUCCUUUCUUUGUUGUGUGGCUUUGAACAGCUGACUUCAUCUCUCUGAGUCUUAUGGAGCCAAGAACAGCUCCUACCUCUUUGGCUAUUUAGGGGAGAAGUAUAUGUGUUAAUGCAGAUGAGGUACAUGGCAGUAAGUGCUCAAUGAAUGGUAGUUGUUCUCUUUAAUCUGUAGGAUGAAGCAGAUGGAUGAGAUGUUCCCUAAGCACAUUCCUUGCUUUUACAUUCUCUAGUCUAAAGCUCACAAAUCUUUUCCUUUGGGAAGGAGGAAAGGGACAGAGUCUUUGGGAACCUCCUUCCCCAUCCCUUCCUCAGCAUAGCCAAGCUUUACCCCAUGGAGUUGUGAAUAGGAAAUUAAUCCUUCAUGGCCUCCUGGAGUGUGGUGCUGAGUUAGGCAGUAUCUGCGGAAGGACAGGCCAGCAUUAGACUCUCAGGUUAUUCUGGUUGGCCCUGGAGCCCUGCACAGGACUUUGCCCACCUGUCUGUCUAUGCUUGUCUUGCAUCCCAUCUUUCUAUCUUUCUCUUUCUCCUCCCCUGCAAGUCAGUGUUCCCCUCAAUCACCCUGUGUGCUCGUGCAUCUUUGUGUUUUGUGCCAUUUUGUCCAGUGGGUUCUCCUGGAUGCCUCUGCCAUGUUUAUCCUCAUUUAUACAACUGUGUGUGUGUCAUUCUGGGUGCAUGCUUUUAGUGUCUAUGUGCAUGUAUGUUUCAGCACGUUCAUGUUGAUACAUGAAUUUAUGUGUGCACCAGGCUUUGUGGUGUGUAUGUUUGUGCUUGAUAAUGGGUAUCCAUUCCAAUUUAUGUCUGCACAUGCACAUGUGUGUGUGUGCCUGACAGGGUGUGGCACUGUUUCUCAAUGCUUGCCAAUCUGUGUCUGUCUCUGCAUACAGCAUGUGUGCACACAUGAUUUAGGGGUGUCUACGAUGUGCAUUUCUGUGUAUAACAAGAUGAAUGCUGCAUAUUCAUAUUUAUGUGUAUACAUUCACAAUUGGGUGACUACAUAUAAGUAUGUGGAUUUUUUUUCUUUGUUUUUUUUUUUUUUGAGACAGAGUCUUGCUCUGUCCCCACGCUGGGGGGCAGUGGCAUGGUCUCGGCUGGCACCUCUGCCUCCCAGAUUUACACCAUUCUCCUGCCUCAGCCUGCUGAGUGGCUGGGGCUACAGGUGCCCGCCACCAUGCCCGGCUAAUUUUUUGUAUUUUUAGUAGAGAUGGGGUUUCACCAUGUUAGCCAGGAUGGUCUCGAUCUCCUGACCUCGUGAUCCGCCCGCCUCGGACUCCCAAAGUGCUGGGAUUACAGGUGUGAGCCACCGCGCCCGGCCAGUAUGUGGAUGUUUUCAUGUGUUCAUUCUGGUGUGUGUGUGCAGACUUGUGGGCCAUGUUGCAUACACGUGAACAUCUGAUAUUUUCCUGUGCUCAUCUGUGUUUGGAUUAAAACAAUCCUAUCCCAGCUCCAUUUAUCUGCUUGAAAAAACCCCCAGAACUGCAGGAAGCUUUUUAUGAGCAUAAUCUUAAUUGAACUCCUGAUUGCAAGACUGAGGUUAGCUUUAUCAUCUCCAUUUUGCAAAUGAGUUAGAUAAGUUCCCCCAAAGCCGGUCAUAAGUGACUUGCUUCUUCAUUUCACAGCUAAUGAGUGUAGAGUCUUAGUAUGGUCUUGUGUGAUGGUAAAUUUUUUUUUUUUUGGAGAUGGAGUUUCGCUCUUUUGCUCUUGUUGCCCAGGCUCGAGUGCAAUGGUGCGAUCUUGGCUCACUGCAACCUCUGCCUCCUGGGUUCAAGUGAUCCUCCAGCCUCAGCCUCCCGAGUAGCUGGGAUUAUAGUCACCAGAUGCAGCUCAUUUUUGUAUUUUUAGUAGACACGGGGUUCACCAUGUUUGUCAGGCUGGUUUCAAACUCCUGACCUCAGGUGAUCUGCCCACUUCGGCCUCCCAAAGUGCUGGGAUUACAGGCAUGAGCUACCAUGCCUGGCUGUGAAUGUAAGUUUCAUGCUGUUAACCACCACUUUGGACUGCCAGGCCCCACCUGUUUUUCUUUAUGAAACAUUAGAAAAACUGCUUGUACUCUCUUGUGUUUCUUCAAAUACUUCCGUGUAAACCAUGUAACAAAAGAUUUCAAAAUGUUAGAAAAAAAGUCUUUUAAUAGGAGGGAGACUUGACCUUCUAUAGUGUUUGCACUCUUUGGAACCUUAAGCAAAGACCUAGUUGGCCAGUAUAGCCCUCAUGCCAUUGGCAAUGAAGCAGUGGGGGAGUUGGGGUACUAGUUGUUGUGGCCAGAGAGUGAAAUGUCUGUGUUUCACAUUUCAGAUUGAUGACGAGGAUUUGGGGGGUGGGGCUGUGGGAAUGUUGGCUGAAAAUAGAGUGAAGAAGGUCAAAGAAGAGAAGACAGUCAAGAUUCUUUUUUUCUGAGUGUUUGGACAGCUCACAUCCAUGGCCAUGAAGUUCCUCCCUACCAGGAAAAUGGCAGGACUUAGAGUUCAGAGAUGGGAAAGAAGUUGGAUAGAUGACAGGGAUGAGCAGCUUUUUUUUUUUUUCUUUUGAGGUGGAGUCUUGCUCUGUUGCCCAGGCUGGAGUGGAGUGCUACGAUCUUGGCUCACUGCAAGCUCCACCUCCCGGGUUCAUGCCAUUCUCCUGCCUCAGCCUCCGAAGUAGCUGGGACUACAGGCGCCCACCACUACGCCCGGCUAAUUUUUUGUAUUUUUAGUAGGGACUCUGUCUCAAAAACAAGACAAACAAAAACAAACAAACAUGAUGCAACUAUAUGCUGCGUAUAAGAGACUCAUUUUACCUGUAAAGACGCAUAUAGACUGAAAGUACGUAGAUGGAAAAAGAUAUUCCAUGCAAGCAAAAACCAACAGCAAGCAGUAGUAGCUAUAACUUAUACCAGUUGAAACAGAUUUUAAGGCCAGGCGGGAACGGUGGUUCACGCCUGUAAUCCCAGCACUUUGGGAGGCUGAGGUGGGUGGAUCAUAAGGUCAGGAGAUCGAGACCAUCCUGGCCAACACGGUGAAACCCUGUCUCUACUAAAAAUACAAAAAUUAGCCGGGCGUGCACCUGUAGUCCCAGCUACUGGGGAGGCUGUGGCAGGAGAACCAUUCGAACCUGGGAGGCAGAGGUUGCAGUGAGCAGAGAUCGUGCCACUGCAUUCCAGCCUAGGCGACAGAGCGAGACUCCGUCUCAGAAAAAAAAAAAAAAAAAAAAACCCAUUUUAAAUCAAAAACAUUAAAAAUAAAAACAAAACAAAGUAUGAACCCGGGGGGGUGGAGGUUGCAGUGAGCCAAGAUCACACCAGUGCACUCUAGCCUGGGCUGUAACAGAGCAAGACUCCAUCUCAAAAAAAAAAAAAAAAUUCUGGCAGCAUCACAUUUCUUAGUCCCAGAAAGAGGGGCAUGUGCCUAGGCAAAAAAUGACCCAGGUUCCAUUUCAUGCACACACCCUCUGGAGCACAAAUCUCCUUCCCUCUAUCCCACUUAGACCUGGGUUUCUCUCUUGUCCCUGUAUCUCUUUGUUUCGUUGCCUUUCUCUUUGUUCAUCUCCAUCUCCAACUUUUUGUCUAGUUGGAUUUCUCUCUGAGUCAUGGGUGCGUCCACUCUUUGGGUUCCUCUUGAUUCUCUUCUCAGCCGUAUGUCACCUUCUCAGUCUCUGUCUCACUGAAACUUUUUUCCUGUCUUUUAUUCUUUCUGCUUCUAUCUCCCUCUCUCUGUUUCUUUGAAUUGCCUUUUGUCUCUGUGUCCUCCUUGACAUUUAUCUUUGACUCACUGAAUCUCUCUCUCUCUCAUCUCAAUUUUGUUUUGUUUGCUUUGUUUUGUUUUUGAGACAGUCUCGCUCUUGUUGCCCAGGCUGGAGUGCAGUGGUGCGAUCUUGGCUCACUGCAACUUCCACCUCCUGGGUUCAAGCAGUUCUCCUGCCUCAGCCUCCUGAGUAGCUGGGAUUACAGGCGCCCACCACCAUGACUGGCUAAUUGUGUGUGUGUGUGUGUGUGUGUGUGUGUGUGCAUGUAUUUUUAGUAGAGACAGGGUUUCACCAUGUUGGCCAGGCUGAUCUCGAACUCUUGACCUCAGGUGAUCCACCUGCUUUGGCCUCCCAAAGUGCUGGGAUUACAGGUGUGAGUCACUGUGCCUGUCCUCAUCUCUAUUUUGAUCUCGCUCUGGUUCUGUUUCUAUGCACCUCUAUUUUGUCUCAAUCUUGAUUUCUGUCUCCAUCACAUAAUACCUGGCAUAAUCUGCCAUGCUCUGAAUUUCUCUGCCUCAAGUCCUCUGCAAUUAUUUUUCCUCUUUAGCUUGCUUCUACUUUUUAGUUCAAGUUCCUCCACUCCUGGCUUCCUAUCUGGAGGUGGGAUGGUGAAGGGAGCUGUUCUAAGAGUACUUGCUCUCUCCCUUCCCGUCUGAGUAGGAAAACCAGACUCACCAUCACCACACACAUGCCACCACCCUGAAUGGGUGUUAAAUGCUGGGGUGUGAGGAUCAGAAUGGGAUGGGGAGGUGAAAUCUAAGAGAGUCAAAGGAGAUGGGCUGAGCUGAGUCUCUACUCCAAGAAAGACAUUCUAGCAGCAGAUCCAAGAGACAGAACGUGGCACUGUGUGUGAGUCACUCAGUUUUUGCAGAAUUUCCACCACUUCUGGACACAGGAUGCCUCAGCUAAGCCAGCCAAACCCCAUUCCCAAAACUUACAGAUACCUUGAGGGAUUCAGUUUCCAAGUCUGAGAAUACAGUUGUGUGAAAAGGACAUUGAAUUUUGAUAAAUAGUAUAUGUGGGUAGGAUAUAAUAUCCAGGAAGUUCAUUUCAGGCCAAUAAGGCUUUGAAAAUAUUUGGUGCGGAAAAGGUAGUGAAUCACUUUUUAGAUUGUUAAGGAACACAAUCACUAAUUGCGCUGGAGGAGAUGUUCUCCUCCAGAGACUGGGGUUCAGAGGUGAUCCCUACACCUUAGACUUUUAAAACACACACACACACACACACACACCAACACACACUACAGCAAAGUUCUUUUUUUCUUUUUUUAAUUUGAUACAGCAAAGUUCUGAUACACCAACACAAGUAAUCUUUGAUUAUUGUUAUUUAACAUCUUGAGUAGAAAACAAGAACUUUUUGAACAAAACCCUUUCAAUUGAUUUAUUUCUCUUGUUUUCUAAAUCUUCAGCUUACUUUCCUUAUUAACAUUCUAGUGUUCCAUUACACAGUAGGGUAGCUGUAGUUAACGAUAAUACAUUGCGUAUUUCAAAAUAGUUAGAAGAGAGGAUUUUGAAUGUUCUUACCACAAAGAAAUGAUAAAUGUCUCAGUAAUGGAUAUAAUAAUUACCUGAAUUUGAUUGUUAUACAUCGCAUACAUGUAUAAAAACAUCACACUGUACCCCACAAAUAUGUACAAUUAUUAUGUCAAUUAAAAAAAUUUAAUAACUGUUUAAUUAGGGUUAUACUUAAUUAAGUAAUGAACAAAGAGUUUUCCUUGUUGUCUAUCAAGACUUUCUAAAACAACAUGGUCUGCCAGCUGUGGUGGCUCACGCCUGUAAUUCCAGCACUUUGGGAGGCUAAUGGUGGGGGGUGGAUCACUUGAGGCCAGGAGUUCGAGGCCAGCAUGGCCAAUAUGGUGAAACCACAUCUCUACAAAAAUACAAAAAUUAGCUGGGCAUGGUGGUGUGCGCCUGUAGUCCUAGCUACUUGGGAGGCUGAGGCAUGAGAAUCGCUUGAACCCUGGAGGCAGAAGUUGAAAUGAGAUUAUACCACUACACUCCAGCCUGGGUGACAGAGUGAGAAUCUGUCUCAAAAAAUAAAACAAUAAAAAAAAAAUAAAACAGCAUGGUUUCCCUAUUUGAUAGAUGGGGAAACAAGUCCCAGAGGUUAAGUGACUUUCCCAGUGAAGAAAAGACAGAGCUGCCACUUGUACCCAGAUUGUCUGGAUCCUAAAAUCAAUAGCCUAAAAAGAUAAUAAUUUGCCUCUUACACCCCACCAAGAAAUUCUGUUCAAUUCUGUUGAGCUGAGAGAGAAGAACAGGGAGACUGGAAAUAUGAAGAAAGGGGAAUGGCCCUAGAGGAUUUCCCUGUGUGAAUUCAAUUUACCUUUAUUCAGGUGGGAGAUUAUAGGUUAUAUAACCACCCCCAAUAUAAAGCAAUCUCUUCACCGAUGACACUCAAACCCGGAAAACUUGAAUCCCAGGGUGUUCAGAUUUUGGUAUAAGCUGAUCUCCCAGGAACUACUUGGCAGGAUCUGGUGCCCAGGACAGAACCUGUUGACCUGGCACCAUGGAGCUGGGAGGGGCUGUCACCAUCUUUCUGGCACUCCGCUUGUCUUGCCUGCUCAUCCUCAUUGCCUGGAAACGAAUGGAUACGGCAGGAAAGCUGCCCCCACGUCCUACACCAAUUCUUUUCCUGGGGAACCUGCUGCAAGUUUGAACUGAUGCUACGUUUCAGUCUUUCAUGAAGGUGAGUCUGUCUGUCCCCUUUAAUAGGGCUAAAAGCAACUAAUCCUAUAGCCAGAUUCAUAUAGAACCUUAUGACUUCUAAAAGAUAGACUCUCAGAAACACAGACUUUGCAAAUCUUAGAAUUCUGAAAUUCCAGAAUCCUAAAAUGUUGGAAACACACAUUCUCAGUGCAUUGAAAUAAGAUUUUCAUGAUCUCAGGACUUUGGAAUCACAGUACAUUAUAUUUUUAAACACAGGAUUCUUUGACUCAGCUUGUCUUAGCACUUUGAGACUUGGUAUCAUGAAGUCUUAAGAUUCUAGAAAUUUAACAUUUCAGAGAGAGAAGUAUGAAUCUUAGAAUUCAUCAAAUCCAGGUCCAUUAUUUUAGAGAUGCAGACAGUAAGUCUUGCGGGGAGGGAUGAGCUUUUGCCAAGGGUGACAGGAGCCAAGACUUCCAUGCCUCUUUCCCAGUAUUCCUUCCAAGCCCAGAUUUACCUUGGUUCCUUAGUACCAUGUUUAUAUCCCUCUGAAAUCGCCAUCCUCUAAAAUCCUCAAUUGGCCUAUGCUUGGUACUCCAGUCAGCCCCUCCUACUGUGUUUUCCUUCACUCCAAGCUCAGGGAGAAAUACGGCCCUGUGUUCACUGUGUACAUGGGUCCCGGCCAGUGGUGGUUUUAUGUGGACAUGAAGCAGUGAAGGAAGCCUUGAUAGACCAAGCGGAUGAUUUCAGUGGCCGUGGAGAACUGGCUUCAAUAGAGCAAAACUUCCAAGGUCAUGGAUCCUGCAGAGAGGGAACCUUACUCUCUUGAUUGAGUCUUGAAGGUUGAGGAUGGCUUCCUGGACAGCAGAGUCUAGAGCUUUCAUAAUCUUUCCCCAUCACUGCCUAAGCACAGAGUUGAACACAGCAAGGGGAGGGAGGCAGAAGCCUGAGACUGAGAUCUUGGCAGGUGUAGCUCUGGCCAAUGGAGAACGAUGGAGGAUUCUCCGACGCUUCUCCCUGACCAUCCUUCGGGACUUCGGGAUGGGAAAGCGGAGCAUUGAGGAGCGAAUUCAGGAGGAGGCCAGCUACCUACUGGAGGAGUUCCGGAAGACCAAGCUAAGAUUCACGAAGAGAUUAACCAGGUGAUUGGACCACACCGGCUCCCAAGGGUGGAUGACCGGGUCAAGAUGCCCUACACAGAUGUCAUUAUCCAUGAAAUACAGAGACUGGUAGACAUCGUGCCCAUGGGUGUCCCCCACAACAUCAUCCGGGACACUCAGUUUCGAGGUUACCUUCUGCCCAAGGGCACAGACGUAUUUCCCCUGCUUGGCUCUGUCCUCAAAGACCCCAAAUACUUCCGCUACCCAGAUACCUUCUAUCCCCAGCACUUUCUGGAUGAGCAGGGCCGCUUCAAGAAGAAUGAAGCCUUUGUGCCUUUUUCCUCUGGAAAGCGCAUCUGCUUGGGCGAGGCCAUGGCCCGCAUGGAACUCUUUCUCUACUUCACCUCCACCCUUCAGAACUUCUCUCUACGCUCGCUGGUGCCACUUGUGGACAUUGAUAUCACCCCCAAGCUCUCAGGCUUUGGCAACAUCCCCCCGACCUAUGAGCUCUGUCUUGUGGCCCGCUGAGCUACACCUCCUGCGGGGCAAGGAGGAAGCGGUGAAGAACGCAGCUCUCCUCUCGUGUUCAGGAGCACCCCCUCUUCCUCAUCUUACUAAUCCUCAAGCAUCCCUAAGAGGAGGCACUAUGAUUACAGAGUCAGCCAGGGUCACCUGAGAAUGUACAGCUGCGUGUCUUCCCCUCCCAUAGAAGAGCAACGCCCUUUGCAAGAUUUGCACCUCUGCCUGCAGGUUUCAUGGUCACAUGGGCACUGUUGCUUAGGUUUCUGGCUGCAUCAGAUUCUUACUGUAGUCCCUGUGUCUUCAUGUUGUCCCUUUUUGUGUGUGCUCUGAUUUUGACCAAAAUGUAGUCUAAAAUCCUUUCUCCUUGGUUCUCAUCUUUACCCACCAGCCCCCGAAAAGUGAACAAAGACCUCAAGUCUGUUGAGCGUAGCAAGUUUAUUGAGUAUGGUGUGUGACAGCGAUGUAGGGCACAGCCAACAGCUUGAAAUGUCUUUCUUGACUUGUUAUGAGUUAUAGUUUCUGCCAGCUGCUCUCCAGUGACUUCCCCUGGGUAAAAUGCCCCAUCCUCACCCAUCUUGCUGACUCAUUACCUUUCUCCGCCAUCAUCUCUUCUUCUAAUCUUCCUUUCCGGUUACUGUCAGCACAACUCCCAAUUCCAAAUACUCCCCAGUCCGUUUGUUUGUUUGGAGAUGGAGUCUCACUCUGUGGCCCAGGCUGGAGUGCAGUGGCACCAUCUAGGCUCACUGCAACCUCUGCCUCCUGGGUUCAAGUGAUUUUUGUGCCUCGGCCUCCCGAGUAGCUGAGAUUACAGGCACAUGCCACUGCACCUGGCUAAUUUUUGUAAUUUUAGUAGAGAUGGGUUUUCGCCAUGUUGCCCAGGCUGGUCUCGAAAUCCUGACCUCAAGCGAUCUACCCACCUUGGCCUCCCAAAGUGCUGGGAUUACAGGCGUGAGCCAACGUGCUCGGCCUCCCCACUCCAUUUUUGAGGAUAGCUCAGUUAUCCCCAGCUUCUAUCAUUCCCUUUCCAAACUCCAUUAACUGACAAAAACGUUCCCUCUUUUUCAUUUAUUCAGGCAAUAUUUACUGAAUACCCAACAAGUGCCAGCGUAGUCUUCAGGGACUUGGGAUCCAUCAGUAAGCAAAACAGACAAAAACUCCUGCCUUCAGGGAGCUAACAUUCUAGUAAGGAAGGUGGACAAUAAAGCAUACAUGAAACAAAUAUGCAAAUGACAUACUGCAUUAGAAAAGCAAGGCUGGUAAGUGGGAUAUGCAUUCUGUGAUUGGAAUUGCAAAUGGAUGGUUAGGGGUGGUUUCACAAGGUGAUGGGGCAACAAGCUAUGAAGAUAUCUGGGAAGGGAGUGUUCCUGGCAGAAAGAUUAACCAACAGCAGUGGCCGGGCGUGGUGGCUCAUGCCUGUAAUCCCAGCACUUUGGGAGGCCGAGGUGGUCGGAUCACCUGAGGUCAAGUGUUUGAGACCAGCCUGGCCAAUAUGGUGAAACGUAUGUCUCUACUAAAAAUACAAAAAUUAGCUGGGCAUGGUGGCAGGUGCCUGAAUCCCAGCUACUUGGGAGGCUGAGACAGAGAAUUGCUUGAACCCGGGAAGCAGAGGUUGCAGUGAGCUGAGAUUGUGUCAUUACACUCCAGCCCAGGUGACAGUGUGAGACUCUGUCUCAAAAAACAAAGCAACAAACAAACCAGCAGAGUCCUAAGGCAGGAGGCUGUGUGCAUCCAGGAAUCCACAGGGAGCAGGUGUAGCUCGCAUGGAGGAGGAAGACAGAGUAGGAGUGAAGGAAACGAGGCCAGGGAGGCGAUGGGGACCAGACUGUGUGGGGUCUUGUGGGCCAAGGUGAGGUCUUGGCUUUUACCCUGAGAGUGAUUGAGGUAUUUGGAGGGAUGGUGAGCAGAGGAUGACAUGUACAGACAUAUUUUACAGGGCUCACACUAGCUAUCAUAUGAUGGAUACAAAAGCCAAGAGCUAUUAGCAGGCUACUGCAACUGGUGAUGUUGACUCAGACCCAGCAGCAGCAGUGAAGCUGGGCAGAAUAUGGUAGAUUUGAAAUCUGUUUCACUCUCUGAGAUGGUGGGGUUUGCUACGGUAUUGUAUAUAGGGUAUGAGAGAAAGAGGGAGUUCAGGCAGGAGUCCAAGGAUAGGACCUCAUCUUUGAUCACCUCUUCUUCAACCUGUCACCUCCAGGGAAUCUUGGGACCCAUAACAGUCAGGGUUCCUUUUUUUUUUUUUUUUUUUUAGACAGAGUCUCACUCUCUCACCCAGGCCGGAGUGUAGUGGCAUGAUCUCAGCUCACUGCAACCUCUGCCUCCUAGGUUCAAGUGAUUUUCCUGCCUCAGCUCCCUGAAGUAGCUGGGAUUACAGGCACGCACAACCACGCCUGGCUAAUUUUUGUAUUUUUAGUAGAAACUGGAUUUCACCAUGUUGGCCAGGCUGGUCUCUAUCUCCUGACCUCAGGUGAUCCACUCAUCUCAGACUCCCAAAGUGCUGGGAUUACAGGCUUGAGCCACUGCUCCUGGCCAGGGUUCCUAUUUUUAAGCAAUAUAAAGUGACUUUGGUUAUUUUAAAUAGAAAGGCUGUUAGCUGCUGGAAGAUGAUUGUUGAGCUCACAAAAUUAACAGCGAUUCUGGAAAAAUAGGGUAAGAAUAUGAGUAGGAAAAAGAGGCUGUGGUAGGGGACCAACAGCCAAGGUAAUGUUCAAAGCUAUCUGGUAGGACCUGCUGCCACACCACCCAUCUCCUGGGUACUGAACACCUGACCCACCCCCUGGGUACUGCCAUGGGACUCUAGACCCACUGAUGCCACUAUAGAUGAUUUCCUGAUUGUGUCUGUGUUUUUGUCUCACAUCCUCAUGAUUAAGAGUUCCAGAUAUCUAGCCACAUGUUAAAACCUUAGGGUUCAAGGUGAGGUGAGGAAGAAUGAAUACCUCCUUCAGCUGUUGUAGUGGGAGGCAAAGCCUUGUCCCUGAUCAAGAGCCACACAAUAGGAGGUACUCAGAAAAUCAGAAAAGAGUUUUGAGACUGUGUGUAUAAUAAACAAUAAAUGCGGCCAGGCAUGGUGGCUCACGCCUGUAAUCCUAGGACUUUGGGAGGCCAAGGUGGGCAGAUCACUUGAGGCCAGGAGUUCGAGACCAGCCUGGCCAACACAGUGAAACCCCAUCUCUACUAAAAAUAGAAAAAAAAUUAGCCAGGCAUGGUGGUGCAUCCCUGUAAUCCCAGCUACUCGGGAGGCUAAGGCAUGAGAAUCACUUGAACUUGGGAGGUGGAAGUUGCAGUGAUAGUGUCACUGCACUCCAGCCUGGGCAACAGAGUGAGACUGUCUCAAAACAAACAAACAGACAAUAAAUGCCAUUAUAUACAUUAUGGGAAUUAGAUCCUCCGGGAAGCUGAGACUUAGACGGAGUUAGGGGUCCAUCAUUUUAUUGGAGGGAGGAGGGUAAUGCAUGUGAAAGACCAAAAAGGAAGGAAGCAGAUGACACUGGUAGCAGAAAAAGUCUUCAGAACAGGGUGCAAAUCCAACACUUGUGAAAGAAAAGAAGGAAGGAAGGAGGAUUGGACAGGGACAGGCCAAGACCACCAGGCAGAGAUAACAGACCCAUAAUCCACAGAAAAAUGCUGUUGGGGAUGGCUUAUGUUGGGCAGAUAGGGUCAUGCCCUGGAUCCAAGAGUCCUUAAUUACUAUCUGGGGCUUCCUUGGAAAAGCAUGGGUUCUGCUCCAUGCUGAGGUGGGUCCUAAUGGUGCUGCAACUGGAGACUCUCAGCUCACUGCCCUUAUUGAAGCUGAUUGGAAAGUUCUCCAUGAAUGAAGAUUCAAGCAGCACAUUCCUAUGCCCACCACAGACACCAACAUACAAACCCACAUCAUUAAAGCCUUGGCACCCCUUCUAUAAAUGCAGCAUCUCAGAGCUACAAACACACCUCGCAAGUACACAGUACAAUGGGCAUCAAACAUUUUUAGCUGUGAAACGUUUUUUAAAAUGAUCUUACUUGCAAAUAGAAUACAUAAAGCAGGCCGGGCGUGGUGGCUCACGCCUGUAAUCCCAGUGCUUUGGGAGGCUGAGGCGGGUGGAUCACCUGAGGUCAGGAGUCCGUGACCAGCCUGGCUAACAUGAUGAAACCCUGUCUCUACCAAGAAAAUACAAAAAUUAGCCGGGCAUGGUGGCACGUGCCUGUAGUCCCAGCUACUAGGGAGGCUGAGGCAGCAGAAUUGCUUGAACCUGUGAGGCAGAGGUUGCAGUGAGCUGAGAUCACGCCACUGCGCUCCAGUCUGGUGACAGAGCAAGAUUGUGUCUCAAGGGAAAAAAAAAAGAAUACAUUAAGCAGGAGAGAGAAUUGUUGAUCUCUCUUUAGGUAAAGCACAGAAGAGCUAUAGGUCCUCAAAAUAGCCUUCAUUUCUAUUUAUGAUGCGAGCCUAUUAGAAAGUUCCUAGAGGCCGGCGCGGUGGCUCACGCCUGUAUUCCCAGCACUCUGGGAGGCCGAGGUGGGCGGAUCACGAGGUCAAGAGAUUGAGACCAAUCUGGCCAACAUGGUGAAAGCCCGUCUCCACUAAAAAUACUAAAAUUAGCUGGGUGUGGUGGCACGUGCCUGUAGUCCCAGCUACUCGUGAGGCUGAGGCAGGAGAGUUGCUUGAACUCGGGAGGUGGAGGUGGCAGUGAGCUGAGAUCAAACCACUGCAUUCCAGCCUGGCGACAGAGUGAGAUUCCGUUAAAAAAAAAAAGUUCCUAGAAAUUCUGAGAAUAUAAGACAUUGUAGUUAUUCAACACACAUCAGGUCCUUCCAAGGGGCCCACGGAAGGACCUAAUGACAUAAUGUUGACCAGGAAAAGCUCAGUGACUCACCACAUAGGGCUCACAGCCCAGCAGGGAAGAGUGCUCCAUCUCUCAAAGUGACAGCCCAGCAUAGCCCAGCAUAGCUCUGAUGAAGGGAGCACGGAGUAGAAUGUGGAGGACUGUGAUGGAGGAAGCCCAGGUGGAUUAGGUAACACCAGGAGGUAUGAGGCAGGUUAGAGAGAAUCCGUACUCCUGCUAUCCCCUGGAAGUAAUUCAUUUAAUUAGAGUAAACAUUUCUCAGAAACUAGGUGAAUCAAUUUUCUUCCUAGAACUAAUCAAGACCUACAAGUCAGAGAGGACAUUUUCUUUACUGUGAGCUUUUUUUCUUUAUAUUUGUUUCUUUUCUUUUUAAAAAAGCCUUUAUUGAUAUAACUUACAGAUCAUAAAGUGUACAAUUAAAUGGGUUUGGGUGUAUUAAUCAAUACUGCAACCAUCACCAUGGUCAAUUUUAGAACAUUUUCAUCACCUCUAAAAGAAACCUCAUACCUUCUAGGUCUUACCCCUUUCCCCCCCACACUCAAUUCCCCGCCCUGAGUAACCACGAAUCUACUUUUCUUUGUAGAUUCACUUUUUUUUUUUUUUUUUGAGAUGGAGCCUCGCUCUGUUGCCCUGGCUGGAGUACAAUGGCGCAAUCUCUGCUCACUGCAACCUCUGCCUCCCAGGUUCAAGAGAUUCUCCUGCCUCAGCUUCCUGAGUAGCUUGCAUUACAGGUGCCCACCACGAUGCCAGGCUACUUUUUGUAUUUUUAGUAAAGAUGGGGUUUCACCAUGUUGGCCAGGCUGGUUUUGAACUCCUGACCUCAAAUGAUCAUCCGGCCUUGGCCUCCCAAACUGCUGGGAUUACAGGCAUGAGCCACCAUGCCUGGCCUAGAUUCUCUAUUCCUGACUUGCGUAUAAAUUGAGUCAUAUAUUAUGUGGUCUUUUCUGACUGCGUUCUUUCACUAAUACUUUUUUAAAGGUUCAUGCUAGUUGUAGCAUGAAGUUCUGCUUCAUUCCUCUUUGUGGCUGAACGAAAUUGCAUUGUAUGGAUAUAUCACCUUUUAUUUAUCAGUUUAUCCAGGGAUGGAUUUAUUAGCUUCCUAGGGCUGCCUAGGAACCUAGGUACAUAUAACAAAGUACCACAAACUGAGUGGCUUAAAAAAACAACAGAAAUGGGCUGGGCACAGCAGCUCACACCUGUAAUCCCAGCACUUUGGGAGGCUGAGGGGGGCGGAUCACAAAGUCAGGAGAUCAAGACCAUCCUGGCUAACACAGUGAAACCCCGUCUCUACUAAAAAUACAAAAAAUUAGCCAGGCAUGGUGGUGGGCGCCUGUAGACCCAGCUACUCAGGAGGCUGAGGCAGGAGAGAAUGGGAGGCAAGGCGGAGCUUGCAGUGAGCCGAGAUCUGCAACUGCACUCCAGCCUGGAUGACAGAGCGAGACUCCGUAUCAAAAAAAGAAAGAAAGAAAGAAAGAAAGAAUCCCAUAUUCUCCACUUAUUCAUCCCUCCUCCCUAAACUCCUGGCAACUACUGAUCUUUGUACUGUCUUCACAGUCUCACUUUUUCCAGAAUAUUAUAUAGUUGGAAUCACACAGUAUGAAGCCUUUUCAGGCUGGCUUCUUUUACUGAGCCAUAUACAUUUAAGGUUCCUCCCAGUCUUUUCAUAGAUUGAUAGCUCAUUUCUUUUUAUUGCUAAAUAAUAUUGUAUGGAUGUACCACAGUUUGUUUCCUCAUUCACCUGUUAAAGGACAUCUUGGUUGCUUCCAAGUCUUGCAAUUAUGAAUAAAGCUGCUGUAAACAUUUCUGUGUAAGAUUUUGUGUGGAUAUAAGUUUUUGUGUGUGGAUAUAAAGCUCAUUUGGGUUAAUACCAAAGAGCCUGAUGGCUGUAUCACAUGGUAAGAAUCUGUUUAACUUUGCAAGAAACUGCAAAUCUGUCUUCCAAAUUAGCUGCGCCAUUUUGCAUUCUCACCAUCAAUGAAUGACAGUUCCUGUUGGGCCACCUCCUUGCCAGCAUUUGGUGAUCAGUUUUGGAUUGUAGCCAUUCUAAUAGGUGGGUAGUGGUAUAUCAUUAUUGUUUUAAUUUGAAAUUUUUAGUGACAUAUGAUGUGGAGCAUCUUUCCAUAUGCUUAUUUGCUAUGUGUAUAUUUUCUUUGGUGAGGUGUCUGUUCAGAUCUUUUGCCCACUUUUCAUUGGGUUGUUUGCUUUCUAUUGUUGAGUUUUAACAGUUCUUUGUGUAUUUUGAAUGUAAGUCCUUUAUCAGGUAUGUGCCCUGUAAAUAUGUUCUCUCCGUCUGUAGCUUGUAUUGUCGUUCUCUUGACAAUUCUUUUGCAGAGCAAUUUUUAAUUUUAAUGAUGUAGAAUUUAUCAAUUGUUUCUUUCAUGGAUUGUGCUUUUGGUGUUGUGUCUAAGAAGUCACCAGCGAACACAAGGUCAUCUAGAUUUUCUCCUAUGUUAUCUUCUAGAAGUUUUAUACUCAUUUUUUAUUUAGGUCUACAAUAAACUUGGAGUUAAUUUUUGUGAAAGCUGUAAGGGAGCUUCUAAGGGGGACACACACUAACUUAUUUGAGAGAGGGCAGGUAAUUGUGAAACUCUUAGCUGGGUCUUACAACAGACCCUAGAUCCAUCAAGAGAACCCAACCUUCAGAAACCCAUAGUGGAAUGUUUUUCAUGCAUACAUGGGGAGAGUAUGCAGUCAUAUGCUCACAUGCACAACUGUACAUGAUCACACACAUGCAUAUGGUAUGUCCUGAUCCAGAGUUCUCCCAGCAUUCUCUCAGAAUGUUUCUCUCUGUCAAUUUCUUCAUUAAGCGGUCUCAUUGUGUCCCUGAACUGACUCUCAAUGGACGACAGUGGCCUUACCUGGUAGGGGGUGCAGGCUACACCCUGGUGCACAAAGUGUGCUGAGUAGGUGAGAGUGGGCAAGUGUGCAGUGAAGCCAGGACAACCGCCGGCCAGGUCUCUGGAGAAAACCCCAGGACAGGGCUGUUCAGGCUGUGUGAUGCUAUACUAAGCUGUUUGACUUGAGGAAGGGGUGUUUUUUAAGAAUCUGCCCAGAGGGUUGUGUUCAAAGAUUUGCUGGGCACUUAUAUUCUGUGACACCUCAGAUACAGACGACUUUCUGAGCCUCAGCUUUGUCAUGUGUAAAAUGGGCAUGAAUGCUGUUCCCCUUUGCAGAGGUUUGUGGGCAUUAAGUGAGGUGAGCACGCAACGGUUUUUGAACAGAGCUGACACGGAGGUACUUGUUCAAGAAAUAAGAGAUGCUAUUAUUACUACUCUUUGUAGCAUAGUUUAAGGUUUCCCUUCCUCUCAUCCCAGCUCUGAAGGACAUCGUCAAGGUGAACUGAGCCCCUUCUGUUUCUUCUCUUCCCCCUAACCACCUCGCCCCUUCCUUUCCCCCUGUCCUGCCCCCAUUCUUAGCCCCGCCCCUCCCGCAGGCCCGCUCCUGGCCCCGCCCUUCCUCUGAUCCCGCCCACCACGCCUGCACCAGCACAGCCCUCCCUCAGCAAGGCAAGUAGCACUUGGUGUAGUUUCGUGGGAUUGUGACAAAGCCCACGUGUUUGGGGGACACAACAAUGUCCUUAGGCGACUGCCGCGAUUUGAAGCGGAAGUUCUGCAUGAUGGUGGUGAAGAAGAGAAAGAGCUCCAUUCUGGCCAGGCCUUCUCUGAAACAGAUCCGCCUUCCUGAGGAGGAGAGGCGGGAGAGGUGGAGGUGAAGCCCACUCUCAGUGCAGCCUCGCCCCGCUACAGACCUCCAGCUGCGGCUCUCCCAGGGAGGAGGGGUGGAAUAUUAUGGCCUGAGAGACUUUCAGAGGAGGCUCUGAUCCUCCCUGAGCCUCAGUUUCCUUGAGUGUACAAAAGAUGUACAAAAGAUGGGGUGAUCGAUGCCAGGUGUCACAAUGGGAGGUUUAGAUGCCCCUUCCCCCAGAUAACACUCGCAAAUAUGACUGCUGUGCCGUCAUCUCCUUUUUAGGGAUCUGAAGAAUCUGCUGUGUGACCCUAGGGAAAUAAAUCUCUGAUUCUCUCUGGGCUUUGGUUUUCCCCGCCUCUGAAAGGGGUAUGAUGUUUCCUUUCCUUUUGCCUGGGCACAGGUACUGGGUGCUUGGUAGUUAAGGGAGUAUCAGCUGGUGGCUCAACGGUAGAUUCUAACAGGAACUUCCAAGCUGGGGAAAUACUAGGCUACACGGCAGAGAGGGGAGCUGGGUAAGGGAGGCCCCUGCUGGUGUGAGUAGUAGCCUGGCAGCAAACAGUGGUCUCUUACUGAUGGAGAAGGGCACAAAAGCAUCACGCUUCUUAAACUGCCCCUUCUCACCCAGGAAGUGCUGGGGAUUGAAGUCCCGGGGGUUGGAGAAGAACCUGAGGUCUCUCAGCACGGAGCCCAGCAUAGGGAACACUUCUAUGCCCUGGGAGGGAGGAGGAAGGUGUAUGUGAUGAGGCGGGUUGGGGGAUUGUUGAGAGUACACAGGGGCUGGAGGGGGAACUAGGGUGCCCCAGGUGAGGGGAAGUGGCAGGCAUGGGAAUUGGGGACCUCUGAGGGAGGAGCCUUGGGGGAUAGAAGUUUCACGUCUCUGAGACAGGAAGUUUGGGAGACAUGGGGUUCAUGUCCUCUUAGGCGGGGUGUUCAGGGAACAUGAAAUUUAUGUCCUUAAAGCAAAAGGGCAAGGGGAAAGGAAAAGGAGACUCAUGUCCCUUGGGACAGGGAGUUUGUGGACAUGGAGUUCAUUCCUCUCCAUGUGGCAAAAAUUCUGGGGGAGAUACAGGAUUCAGGAGUCUCUGAGAGGGAAGAUAGAAGGGAUGUGGUGGUUCAAAAAAGCUUUCAUUGAGAGAGUGGGACAGGGGCUAGAAAGCUUCUCAUGGAGAUGGGGUGCUGAGGUCACAGAGAGUGUGUUGGAAGUCCUAGGCUGGUGGGGGGGCAUGCAGCACCUUGGAGAGGAAGAAAUCCCGAAACUUGGUGUCCUUCUUGACCCUGCGGGACACACCCAUGGGGAGCAAGUCUCCACAUCUUUGGAUCUCAUGGAUCACUGCCUCUGUGUAGAGCGUCUUGGCCCGGUCCUCAAACUUGGGCUGCUGGUUCUUGCCGAUCACUCUGUCAAUCUCAUGGACCUUUGCUGGGGGAGGAAGGGGAAUGCCUUUAGGUAUCUAGGGGUCUCAGAGCAGGGACGAUAGCCUGAAUAGGUAAAACGGGGUGGAUGACAUGGCUCCGUGUAUGACACGGAGGUAGACCAUUCAUAACAGAUGUCAGCAAUUAGCAUUGUUGGCGCAGGAUCAUGUUAACCAGGUCGUGCCAGAAUCACAGGGGAGGCACAGGGAGGAAUUCAGGGGAUGAUCCAGAGGAGCGGGCAGCGGGCACUCAGUGGGCUUGGGACAGGAGUGACUGACCAAUCAGUGCAGAUAUUUUCAAUAUUUAAAUAGCUAAUGAGACUCAGCUGAUGCCUAUCAGCUGAAUAUUGCCCUGUCUCUGGACAGCAAGGCACGUCUCAGGGUCCUGGGAUCUGGGACAGGUGGGGACUUUGCACCAGGCUCAGGGGAGUUUUGAGGGUCUGGGACCCUCCACUUCCCUUCCCCUCCAGCCUUACCCUCCACCUCUGGGUGCUUCAUGAGCAGCAGGAAGCCGUAGUGCAGGGUGGUGCUGACAGUCUCGGUGCCCGCAUAGAAGAGGUUCAACGUGGUCAGCACCAGGUUCUUCAAGUAGAACUCUGUGUUGGGGUUCUUCUCCUCCUGCAGGGAGAGGGGGCUUUAGGCCAACCUCACUCCUCCUGCCUUCAAGGCAUGCCGCCAUAUCUGGCUAAUGUUUUAAAAAAUUUGUUGUAAAGAUUAUAUCUCGCCAUGUUGCCCUGGCUGGUCUCAAACUCCUGGGCUCAAGCAAUCUUCCUUUCCCAGCCCCCUAAAGUGCUGGGAUUUUGGUGGGAGCCACUGCACACAGCCCAGAUUAUUAUUUAUUUAUUUUUAUUUAUUUAUUUUUUGAGAUGGAGUCUUGCUAUGUAACCCAGGCUGUAGUGUAGUGGCAUGACCUUGGCUCGCUAUAGCCUCCACCUCCCCAGUUCAAGAAAUUCUCCUGCCUCAGCCUCACGAGUAGCUGGGAUUACAGGCAUGCACCACCAUGCCCAGCUAAUUUUGGUAUUUUUAGUAGAGAUAGGGUUUCACCUUGUUGGCCAGGUCGGUCUUGAACGUCCUCCUCAGCCUCCAAAAGUGGUGGGAUUACAGGCGUGAGCCACCGCGCCUGGCCGAGGCCCAGAUUAAAAUGUUUAAAAAAGUACUCUUUAUGCAGAUUCACCUUAACAUUUUAACCCAUUCCCAAUAUGACUUGUUCUAUUCUAUCAAUCAAUCAUCUAUCUAUCUUACUCUGUUUUAUGCUACUAUAACAAAAUACUACAGACUAGGUAACAUAUUUAUUUAUUUUUUUGAGAUGGAGUUGUGCUCUUGUUGCCCAGACUGGAGUGCAAAUGGCAUGAUCUUGGUUCACUGCAACCUCUGCCUCCUGGGUUCAAGUGAUUCUCCUGCCUCAGCCUUCAGAGUAGCUGGGAUUACAGGCGCCUACCACCACUCCUGGCUAAUUUUUGUAUUUUUAGUAGAGACAGGGUUUCACCAUGUUGGCGAGGCUGGUCUUGAACACCUGACCUUGAGUAAUCUGCCCACCUCAGCCUCCCAAAGUGCUGGGAUUACAGGCGUGAGCAGUAGCACCCAGUCUACUUAUAAAUAAUACAAAUUUAUUUCCCACAGUUCUGGAGACUGGGAGUCCAAGAUCAAGGAGCUGGUAGGUUCGGUGCCUGGUGAGGAUCAGGUUUCUACUUUCAAGAUGGCUCUGUGCCGUUGGAUCCUCCAAGGGGAGGAUCACUGUGUCCUCACAUAGUGGAAGGUGGAUGACCAAGAGAGGUGAACUCCAUCCAUCAAGCCCUUUUGUAGGGGUACCUAAUCCCAUUCAUGAUGAUGGAACCCUCAUGACCCAAUCACCUGUCAUAGGCCACACCUCCCAAUACUGUUGCAUUGGGGAUUACAUUCCAACAUGGAUAAAAAACAUUCAAACCAUAGCAAUAUCUAUUUAGUACUUUUUCUGAACCACUUAGGGUAAAUUACAUACAACAUAGGUUUUACCUCUCAAUACUUUGGAGAGUAUCUCCUAAAAAUGGGGACAUUUUCUGAUAUAACUGCAGUUACAUUUAUCAGCUAUAGUAAAUUUAACGUUGAUGCAAUACUUUCAUCCCUGAGGUUUAUAUUCCAACUGUUGGUUUGAGAAGUAAUUUGACAACUUUGAAACGAAAUGGCAGUUUCUUUGUUGCCUGAGUGAUGCCACACUUAAGACUCACUCAUGGUUCAGCGUGGUGGCUUAUUCCUGUAAUCCCAGCACUUUGGGAGGCUGAGGCAAGAGGAUUGGUUGAGGCCAGGAGUUUGAGACCAGCCCAUGCAACACAUUGAGACCCUGUCAUUACCAAAAACAAAAACAAACAAACAAAAUACACAAAGAAAAAAAAAGACUCACAUCUAAGUUUCCAGAGGCAUCUCAACAGUUAAUGGCAAGGGCCCUGGAUCCAGGGAGCUGGGCUUUGAUCCUGGCUCUGAAUGCUAUCAGAAAAGUGAUGUUGAUUAAGUUAUGUGAUCUCUUCAUGCCUUGGUUUCCCCAGUGGUAAAUGGGGAUAAUUUUAGAGAUACGUGGUGAAAACAUUUAUAGGUGAAUUGAUGCAAGGUCUGGCAUUUUCUUCAAAAUAAUCCCAAUUUGAGGAGGAGGUUCCAAGAUGGCCAAAUAGGAACAGCUCCAGUCUGCAGCUCCCAGCGUGAGUGAUGCAGAAGAUGGGUGAUUUCUGCAUUUCCAACUGAGGUACUGGGUUCAUCUCACUGGCACUUGUCAGACAGUGGGUGCAGCCCAUGGAGCAGGGCGGGGCAGCGCCUCACCCGGGAAGUGCAAGGGGUCAGGAAAUUCCCUUUCCUAGCAAAGGGAAGCCGUGACAGAUGGUACCUGGAAAAUCAGGACACUCCCACACUAAUACUAUGCCUUUCCAAUGGCCUUAGCAAAUGGCACCCCAGGAGAUUAUAUCCCACGCAUGGCUUGGAGGGUCCCACCCCCAUGGAGCCUCACUCACAGGUAGCACAGCAGUCUGAGAUCGAACUGCAAGGUGGCAGCGAGGCUGGGGGAGAGGCAUCCGCCAUUGCUGAGGCUUGAGUAGGUAAACAAAGCGACCAGGAAGCUCAAACUGCAUGGAGCCCACCGCAGGUCAAGGAGGCCUGCCUGCCUCUAUGGAAUCCACCUGGGGGCAGGGCAUAGCUGAACAAAAGGCAGCAGAAACUUCUGCAGACUUAAAUGUCCCUGUCUGACAGCUUUGAAGAGAGUAGUGCUUCUCCCAGCAUGGAGUUUGAGAUCUGAGAACAGAUAGACUGCCUCCUCAAGUGGGUCCCUGACCCUUGAGUAGCCUAAAUGGGAGACACCUCCCAGUAGGGGCCCACUGACACCUCAUACAGCCAGGUGCCCCUCUGAGAUGAAGCUUUCAGAAGAAGGAUCAGACAGCAAAAUUUGCCAUUCUGCAAUAUUUGCUGUUCUGCAGCCUCCGCUGGUGAUAUCCAGGCAAACAGAGUCUGGAGUGGACCUCCAGCAAACUCCAACAUACCUGCAGCUGAAGGUCCUGACUGUUAGAAGGAAAACUAACAAACAGAAAGGAUAUCCACACCAAAACCCCAUUUGUACGUCACCAUCAUGAAAGACCAAAAGUAGAUAAAACCACAAACAUGGGGAGAAACCAGAGCAGAAAAGCUGAACACUCUAAAAAUCAAAGCGCCUCUUCUCAUCCAAAGGAAUGCAGCUCCUCACCAGCAAUGGAACAAAGCUGGACAGAGAAUGACUUUGAUGAGAUGAGAGAAGAAGGCUUCAGACAAUCGGUAAUAACAAACUUCUCUGAGCUAAAGGAGGAUGUUUGAACCCAUCACAAAGAAGCUAAAAACCUUGAAAGAAGAUUAGAUGAAUGGCUAACUAGAAUAAACAGUUUAAAGAAGACCUUAAAUGACUUGAUGGAGCUGAAAACCAUGGCAUGAGAACUACGUGAUGCAUGCACAAGCUUCAGUAACUGAUUUGAUCAAGUGGAAGAAAGGGUAUCAGUGAUUGAAGAUCAAAUGAAUGAAAUGAAACGAGAAGAGAAGUUUAGAGAAAAAAGAGUAAAAAGAAAUGAACAAAGCCUCCAAGAAAUAUGGGACUAUGUGAAAAGACCAAAUCUACAUCUGAUUGGUGUAAUUGAAAGUGACGGGGACAAUGGAAACAAGCUGGAAAACACUCUUCAGGAUAUUAUCCAGGAGAACUUCCCCAACCUAGCAAGGCAGGCCAACAUUCAAAUUCAGGAAAUACAGAGAAUGCCACAAAGAUACUCCUCGAGAAGAGCAACCCCAAGACACAUAAUUGUCAGAUUCACCAAGGUUGAAAUGAAGGAAAAAAUUCUAAGGGCAGCUAUAGAGAAAGGUCAGGUUAGCCACAAAGGGAAACCGAUCAGACUAACAGCAGAUCUCUUGGCAGAAACUCUACAAGCCAGAAGAGAGUGGGGGCCAAUAUUCAACAUUCUGAAAGCAAAGAAUUUUCAACCCAGAAUUUCAUAUCCAGCCAAACUAAGCUUCAUAAGUGAAGGAGAAAUAAAACCAUUUACAGACAAACGAAUGUUGAGAGAUUUUGUCACUACCAGGCCUGCUUACAAGAGCUCCUGAAGGAAGCGCUAAACAUGGAAAGGAACAACUGGUACCAGCCACUGCAAAAACAUGCUAAAUUGUAAAGACCAUCAAUGCUAGGAAGAAACAGCAUCAACUAAUGAGCAAAGUAACCAUCUAAUGUCAUAAUGACAGGAUCAAAUUCACACAUAACAAUAUUAAUCUUAAAUGUAAAUGGGCUAAAUGCUCCAAUUAAAAGACACAGACUGGCAAAUUGGAUAAAGAGUCAAGACCCAUCAGUGUGCUGUAUUCAGGAGACCCAUCUCACAUGCAGAGACACAUAUAGGCUCAAAAUAAAGGGAUAAAGAUCUACCAAGCAAAUGGAAAAUGAAAAAAAAAAAGCAGGGGUUGCAAUCCUAGUCUUUGAUAAAACAGACUUUAAACCAACAAAGAUGAAAAGAGACAAAGGAGGCCAUUACAUAGGUAAAGGGAUCAAUUCAACAAGAAGAGCUAACUCUCCUAAAUAUAUAUGUACCCAAUACAGGAGCACCCAGAUUCAUAAAGCAAGUCCUUAGAUACCUACAAAGAGACUUAGACUACCACACAAUAAUAAUGGAAGACUUUAACACUCCACUGUCAGUAUUGGACAGUUCAAUGAGACAGAAAGUUAACAAGGAUAUCCAGGAAUUGAACUCAGCUCUGCACAAAGCCGACCUAAAAGACAUCAACAGAACUCUCCACCCCAAAUCAACAGAAUAUACAUUCUUCUCAGCACCACAUCACACUUAUUCCAAUAUUGACCACAUAAUUGGAAGUAAAGCACUCCUCAGCAAAUGUAAAAGAACAGAAAUCACAACAAACUGUCUCUCAGACCACAGUGCAAUCAAACUAGAACUCAGGAUUAAGAAACUCACUCAAAACCACUCAACUACAUGGAAACUGAACAAUCUGCUCCUGAAUGACUACUGGGUACAUAACAAAAUGAAGGCAGAAAUAAAGAUGUUCUUUGAAACCAAUGAGAACAAAGACACAACAUACCAGAGUGUCUGGGACACAUUUAAAGCAGCAUGUGGAGGGAAAUUUGUAGCACUAAAUGCCCACAAGAGAAAGCAGGAAAGAUCUAAAACUGACACCCUAACAUCACAAUUAAAAGUACCAGAGGAGCAAGAACAAACACAUUCAAAAGCUAGCAGAAGGCAAGAAAUAACUAAGAUCAGAGCAGAACUGAAGGAGAUAGAGACACAAAAAACCCUUCAAAAAAUCAAUGAAUACAGGAGGUGGAUUUCUGAAAAGAUCAACAAAAUUGAUAGACAACUAGCAAGACUAAUAAAGAAGAAAAGAGAAGAAUCAAAUAGAUGCAAUAAAAAAUGAUAAAGGGGAUAUCACCACCGAUCCCACAGAAAUACAAACUACCACCAGAGAAUACUAUAAACUCCUCUAUGCAAAUAGACUUGAAAAUCUAGAAGAAAUGGAUAAAUUCCUGGACACAUACACCCUCCCAAGACUAAACCAGGAAGAAGUUGAAUCCCUGAAUAGACCAAUAACAGGCUCUGAAAUUGAGGCAAUAAUUAAUUGCCUACCAACCAAAAAAGUCCAGGACUAGAGAGAUUCACAGCUGAGUUCUACCAGAGGUACAAGGAGGAGCUGGUACCAUUCCUUCUGAAACUAUUCCAAUCAAUAGAAAAAGCGGGAAUCCUCCCUAACUCAUUUUAUGAGGCCAGCAUCAUCCUGAUACCAAAGUCUGGCAGAGACACACACAAAAAAGAGACUUUUAGGCCAAUAUGCCUGAUGAACAUUGAUGCAAAAAUCCUCAAUAGAAUACUGGCAAACUGAAUCCAGCAGCACAUCAAAAAGCUUAUCCACCAUGAUCAAGUGGGCUUCAUCCCUGGGAUGCAAGGUGGGUUCAACAUACACAAAUCAAUAAAUGUAAUCCAGCAUAUAAACAGAACCAAAGACAAAAACCACAUGAUUAUCUCAAUAGAUGCAGAAAAGGCCUUUGACAAAAUUCAACAGCGCUAUAUGCUAAACACUCUCAAUAAAUUAGGUAUUGAUGGGAUGUAUCUCAAAAUAAUAAGAGCUAUUUAUGACAACCCCACAGCCAAUAUCAUACUGAAUGGGCAAAAACUGGAAGCAUUCCUUUUGAAAACUGGCACAAAACAGGGAUGCCCUCUCUCACCACUCCUAUUCAACAUAGUGUUGGAAGUUCUGGCCAGGGCAAUCAGGCAGGAGAAAGAAAUAAAGGGUAUUCAAUUAGGAAAAGAAGAAGUCAAAUUGUCUCUGUUUGCAGAUGACAUGAUUCUGUUAGAAAACCCCACUGUCUCAGCCCCAAAUCUCCUUAAGCUGAUAAGCAACUUCAGCAAAGUCUCAGGAUACAAAAUCAAUGUGCAAAAAUCACAAGCAUUCUUAUGCACCGAUAAGAGACAAACAGAGAGCCAAAUCAUGAGUGAACUCCCAUUCACAAUUGCUUCAAAGAGAAUAAAAUGCCUAGGAAUCCAACUUACAAGGGAUGUGAAGGACCUCUUCAAGGAAAACUACAAACCACUGCUCAACGAAAUAAAAGAAGACACAAACAAAUGGAAGAACUUUCCAUGCUCAUGGAUUGCAAUAAUCAAUAUCAUGCAAAUGGCCAUACUGCCCAAGGUAAUUUAUAGAUUCAAUGCCAUCCCCAUCAAGCUGCCAAUGACUUUCUUCACAGAAUUGGAAACAACUACUUUAAAUUUCAUAUGGAAUCAAAAAAGAGCCCACAUUGCCAAGUCAAUCCUAAGCCAAAAGAACAAAGCUGGAGGCAUCAUGCUACCUGACUUCAAACUAUACUUCAAGGCUAUAGUAACCAAAACAGCAUGGUAGUGGUACCAACACAGAGAUAUAGACCAAUGGAACAGGACAGAGCCGUCAGAAAUAAUACCACACAUCUACAACCGUAUGAUCUUUGACAAACCUGACAAAAACUAACAAUGGGGAAAGGAUUCCCUAUUUCAUAAGUGAUGCUGGGAAAACUGGCUAGCCAUAUGUAGAAAGCUGAAACUGGAUCCCUUCCUUACACCUUAUACAAAAAUUAAUUCAAGAUGGAUUAAAGACUUAAAUGUUAGACCUAAAACCAUAAAAACCCUAGAAGAAAACCUAGGCAAUACCAUUCAGGACAUAGGCGUGGGCAAGGACUUCAUGUCUAAAACACCACAAGCAAUGGCAACAAAAGGCAAAAUGGACAAAUGGGCUCCAAUUAAAUUAAAGAGCUUCUGCACAGCAAGAGAAACUACCAUCACAGUGAACAGGCAACCUACAGAAUGGGAGAAAAUUUUUGCAAUCUACUCAUCUGACAAAGGGCUAAUAUUCAGAACCUACAAAGAACUCAAACAAAAUUACAAGAGAAAAACAAACAACCCCAUCGAAAAGUGGGUGAAGUUCCCCUUCCUGUGUCCAUGUGUUCUCAUUGUUCAAUUGCCGCCUAUGAGUGAGAACAUGCAGUGUUUGGUUUUUUGUCUUUGCGAUAGUUUGCUGAGAAUGAUGGUUUCCAGCUUCAUCCCUGUCCCUACAAAGGACAUGAACUCAUCAUGUGGGGUGGGGGGAGGGGGGAGGGAUAGCAUUAGGAGAUAUACCUAAUGUUAAAUGAUGAGUUGAUGGGUGCGGCACACCAACAUGUCAUAUGUAUACAUAUGUAACAAACCUGCACGUUGUGCACAUGUACCCUAAAAUUUAAAGUAUAAUAAAAAAAGUGGGUGAAGAUAUGAA
This is a messenger RNA of Pan troglodytes (chimpanzee), 27693 nucleotides long. Its product is annotated as putative inactive cytochrome P450 2G1. Gene Ontology annotation, molecular function: arachidonate epoxygenase activity; heme binding; oxidoreductase activity, acting on paired donors, with incorporation or reduction of molecular oxygen, reduced flavin or flavoprotein as one donor, and incorporation of one atom of oxygen. The record is from RefSeq and is a predicted model, not a curated record. The transcript has 5 exons. Gene Ontology annotation, biological process: xenobiotic metabolic process; epoxygenase P450 pathway. Lineage: Eukaryota; Metazoa; Chordata; Mammalia; Primates; Hominidae. Gene Ontology annotation, cellular component: cytoplasm; intracellular membrane-bounded organelle. The coding region runs from base 9105 to 9545 and encodes 146 amino acids.